UUGGCAACUUAUAUUCUCUUUGGUCAGAAUGAGAACUGUCCAAAGAAAUUGAUAUAAUUAUAACAUCUUUAAAGAAUAUAAAUUAAAAAUUUCGUUCGACAUCAAACAAUAAAAUAACUGCAUAGAAAAAUAAUGUUUAGAGUCACGUCCUGCUUAACAGUUGCUAGGACACUUUUGUACCGUCGUUAUCCAGUAGACUUUCGUGUAGCGACGAUUUCCCGAUCCCCUACAGCGUACAAGUACAACAAGAGUUUGAAAGAGAGAGAGACUUGUCCAGUGCCUCCCCCACCACCGCCGCCUCCGCCUAAAGAUGACCGCUUGCUUUGGGGCACUAUAGCUUUAUUGUUCAUUGCUGGUGGCUUCGUGGUAUAUGCUAAGGGUUCGCCAGAAGUACGCGAUUGGUUGACGAUAAACGCGCCAUGGUUCGAUGACAUUAUAGCAAUAUUGUACCAGGAAAACAUGACUUACGGGGAGUUUGCCGUCACGUGCGUCGAUGGCACCAAGAGAUUCAUUGAACGCAUGACUGGUACUAAUAAACCAAAAAAAUGCUCGCUUGACGGCGGUGAAGUUCUCAAUUAUGAUGUCCCUGAAGAACCAAAACCAGAGGAACCCAAGGAAUGUAGUCCUGCUGAGAAAGAAGUUAUUUGUGAACCAGAACCUCCUCCAAUUGUCACAAAGAAUAUUUGUGACAUCGAGCGAUGUGUGACUGACCUAGGAGAUACUGUUAUUCUCAACUAUAACACUGCAAAGGACGCUUGCGCUUGUUACAAUUCGUUGGUAGAAAAUACAAUGAUAAAUUUCUCUUUCAAAUGUAUGAAAGAGAUACGGCCGGCUAUGGAAGAACGAAUAAAUCUUGUCAAGACCUCACUUCAGAACGCUUCCUGUGCCAUAGAUAGACUCGAUGAAUUGGUCAAAUAUCUGGAUUGUGGUGUUCAAGCAUCGAAGGAACAGAUUAAAAAUUGCAAACUCAAGAUUCGAGAUUACCGCGAGAAAUACGCUGCUGCUUUUAUCGCGUACCAGUGGGAAAAUGACAGGUCCACUGCUUUGGAUAACCAGUGGCAAUUGGUAGAACAAAUUGUGGACAAAUACACAUGGGAGAAUGAGGCGAUAUAUCCAGAACUCAAGUAUAUUCAGCCAAAACCGACUGUGUCAGGAAAUAUGGACAUAUUGCUUUAUAACACCUAUCGAUACCUUCAGUACUUGAACGAUCAGGUGAAGGACGCCUCCGAUGGUAUGACUGAGAGGAUAAAUCGCGCUAUGGAUACAUUACCACAAGACCCUGAAAAAGUAAAAGCAAGAGAGGCAAAUUUACAAAACGUGCUGAAGACUAAAAGGGCUGAAGUUGACAAGGACUUCAAAAGCAGAGAAGAUCAACAAAAAGCGGAUAAUGACAAGAAUCUGAAGGAGAGCUUGAAGAAACAGACGGAGAGACACGAUGAAAGUCUUCGUAAAAGAUUGGAACUGCUGGAGGCUGAUAUUAUGUCGAAAUUCCAAGGCAUGGUAGCGGAGAAAGUGGCCGCCGAGAAGAAAAUAUUUAAAGCUGAACUCGAUACAAUGGCUGUACAAUUGAAACUCGUUGAAGACAAACUAGAAGUUCGGUUAAAAGCGGAGCGUGAAGCUCGCCGUUCACAAGAGCUGUGGUCAGCCGGCGCCUCAUUACUAGCCGCGACCAAAAGAGGGGAGCCUUACGUCAGGGUCGAUAAAGAACUUAGGGCUAUUGAGAAAGCAUCAGGUGAUGGAGAUAAGUUAGUGACGACUGUGUUGAAGUCCAUCCCCAAGUCUGUGCGCGAGGUCGGGAUCGUGCCAGAAAGCGUACUACGAGAAGGCUUCAAUGUCAUGGAGAAGACUGCAAGAAGCGUGGCUCUGGUCGAGGCGGAUGGAGCAGCGAUGCCGGUCUACAUGAUGUCCUGGUUUCAAGGGCUUCUGCUCUUCAUGAGAAUAUCGGGAAUACCACAGGCUGAGUUUGAUAAGCCACCUGAAGAACCUUCUGACCAAUUGGACACGUUUGAUCUACUGCAGAGAGCGAGAUUCUGGUUGGAUCACGGUAACUUGGCAGCGGCGGUGCGUUACGUGGACUCGUUGAAGGGAGCGUCGCGUGCUGCCGCAGACAAGUGGUUCCAGGCUGCGCGAGCUCAUCUCGAGGUCCGGCAGGCGGCUGAGGCUGUGCUUGCACACGCCUCUGCCAUGGCCCUGCAGUACAUAUAAAUGUAUUUUAAAAGUUGGAACCAAUAUGGAGUUGUGGAUACGUAAUAAUCAAGAAACUGCAAAAUUGAUGUAAUUUUUAAAGAUUUUUAAAUUAUUACUAAGUAUAGUUUUUAAAAUCGUAUAUUUACCACUUUUAAAUUGUUUCGGUGUUAUAAAGAAAUGUUAAUUGAA
Molecule: messenger RNA, 2376 nt
Organism: Spodoptera frugiperda (fall armyworm)
Lineage: Eukaryota; Metazoa; Arthropoda; Insecta; Lepidoptera; Noctuidae
Product: MICOS complex subunit Mic60
Exons: 18
Coding region: 133-2205 (690 amino acids)
Biological process (GO): cristae formation
Cellular component (GO): MICOS complex
Source: RefSeq, a predicted model, not a curated record